CACUUAGACUGAGGAACGUCUGCUGUUUUGUCUCUGUCCUCAGUUUUAUUUUUCGAUUUUUUAAAUUACAAACUUGGAUAUCCUGCAGCAAGUGUGAACAAUGUGCACGUUUUGCAGCGUCAAAUGUUGCUUUGUUUUCUUCAAUCUGCUUUUCUUGGCAUCUGGGGUCGCUCUCAUCAUCAUCGGAGUACAGGAACACUCCACAUACUCGCUGUUGGGCGCUUUUGCAUUGCAAAGCCUGUCUAAAAUCGCUAUAGUCCUCAUUGCAGUGGGGGUCGCUAUAACCCUCGUCUCCGUGUUGGGCGAUUUGGGGGCAUUCUUUAAUAAUAAGUCUAUGGUGUCUUGUUUCAUCUGUAUCCUGAUCAUCAUUAUCAUUCUGGAGAUACUCACAGGGGCUGUCUUUUACGUGUUCGGCAAAAGGACUGUCCUAAAGAUGAAGAGCGCUAUCGACAACAAAGCACAAACGGUGAUCCAUGACUACAGCCCAGAGAAGAGACACGCCAUCGACAAAAUCCAGGAAAAGUUCAGGUGCUGUGGUGCACACGGCCCCUCCGACUGGUCCAGCAGUGUGGGCUGGGAGGACCACGAUGCCGUGCCAGAUUCUUGCUGCGUGGUGAAGAGUCCAGAAUGUGGCAAGGACAAGGAGAAAGCACACGCAAAGGGUUGUGUCAGGGCCAUUGAGAUCUUUAUGUUGAAAAACCUGCUGUGGGUUGCUGUUGUCUGCAUUGGUCUUGGAGUCACAGAGGUUCUUGGAAUAGUUGCCGGGGUGUUGUUCUGUCUGAACAUAAAACGAAAAAGCUACGAAAACAUGAGCUGAUGCGUCAUCGUGGCCCAGCACAGCCGACUUCUCACAUCACGGACACAUUUAACCGGUUUUAUUUGCUUUUCUUGUCUAUUCUUUCUCAAAUUUGACAUAAAGAUAAAAGGUGUAGUUCAUAGGAUCGAGUCACUGAUAUGUUUGAAAACAACCCUGCAUUGCUUCUUUCUUACUGACAAAUGGAAAUCUUUUGGUCUAUAAUGGCCUGUUAUAAUCGUCUCAUGUUUAAAUUUCAUGCUACUGGGAAUAUUUUCAAUAAAUGUGUGAUACGU
Molecule: messenger RNA, 1089 nt
Organism: Anarrhichthys ocellatus (wolf-eel)
Lineage: Eukaryota; Metazoa; Chordata; Actinopteri; Perciformes; Anarhichadidae
Product: CD63 antigen-like
Exons: 7
Coding region: 101-817 (238 amino acids)
Cellular component (GO): plasma membrane
Source: RefSeq, a predicted model, not a curated record